Messenger RNA from Folsomia candida, 1883 nucleotides. Its product is annotated as RYamide receptor. Gene Ontology annotation, biological process: G protein-coupled receptor signaling pathway. Lineage: Eukaryota; Metazoa; Arthropoda; Collembola; Entomobryomorpha; Isotomidae. Bases 437 to 1618 code for a protein of 393 amino acids. Gene Ontology annotation, cellular component: membrane. The record is from RefSeq and is a predicted model, not a curated record. Gene Ontology annotation, molecular function: neuropeptide Y receptor activity. The transcript has 12 exons.
AGGUCGUGGGGAAUCUUUCUUCGCCAAUUUACCCAUACGAUUUACCUUAGUCGUACAUGUAACGAUGAUGCUGCUUGCGAAUCGCAACUUGCAAUUUUCCUCGACUCAUCCGCCACAGCAAAUUUGUCUCGUUCAUUCGUUCCUGGGCCUUUCAUUGCAUUAAAUAUCAAAACUCAUCAGCCACUCUAACUCUACUCCACAUGGAAUGAAUGCAUAUACACACACUGAGCAGAGAAAAGAUAUUUUCUAACCGAACCCAAACUCUGCUGGCAUCAGUUGUGAUUCUGCAAACCUGCAACAAGAGUCUCACCAGUGAACCAGGGUAAAAAGCUGAUCUCGAUUUAUUCCGGGGCACUUUUGAGACGAGAAGUACAAGGGAAACGCUUCGACGUACGUAAGCGACUUGUGACGCAGAAGGGAGAUCAUCAUUAGCAUCAUGAGCACGAUAGACCCGUCGUACUACUACCUACCUGGAGAGGAUGGUUACCUGCUGGAAAAUUUUUCAAAUGUGACAGCAAUGUAUCCAACGGAUCUAAUUAGUUCGCCGUCGGAUAUGCCUCCGCCGCCCUCGUCUGAACCCGUGUUGACGUUUCCACCACAUUUCCAACUCUUGAUUUAUCUUGUAUACAAUUUCAUUUUCAUUUCAGCAGUCAUAGGCAAUAUUCUUGUCAUUUAUGUCGUCGCAUCUUCCCCACGUAUGAGGACAGUGACAAAUUAUCUAAUAGCGUCUCUUGCUCUUGGGGACCUCCUCAUGGCGCUUCUGUGUGUACCGUUUUCCUACAUAUCCGUCCUCCUCCAGUACUGGCCGUUCGGAUUGAUUUUGUGUCAUCUGGUCUCACCAGCGCAGGCUACUUGCGUGUUUGUGAGCGCCUACACUCUCGUAGCACUCGCGGUGGAUCGCUACAUUGCAAUUCUGUAUCCUUUGAGACCCAGAUUGAGAAGGAGUCAAGCUUUAGCUGUAAUUCUUGGUGUCUGGAUUGUUGCCUUAAUAACUGCGGCACCGAUUGCAGUUUUUACCCGACUAGAAGUUGAUGAGCAAAGAGCAGGUGGUUUGCCGCUGUGUGAAGAGUCGGCCUGGUCGGAUGACACCCUUCGUCUCGCGUACUCUCUCACUCUUAUGAUUCUUCAAUAUUUUCUGCCAAUAUCCGUUUUGGCAUUUACUUAUUCACGAAUUGUGAUCGCAGUUUGGGGAAAAAAACCUCCGGGUGAAGCAGAGGACAAUCGAGACCAAAGACUCGCUCGAGCAAAGCGAAAGACCAUCAAAACAACACUCCUCGUCAUUUCCACCUACACGUUGGCGUGGCUUCCGCUCAACCUCUUUCAACUCUACAUGGAGACUUUCACCAACGCUGCGCAACUUCCAAAUAUUGAGUACAUCUUUAUUGUGUGUCAUCUCCUGGCAAUGGGUCAUUCAGCGAUGAACCCCAUAAUUUAUGGGGCAUUCAACGACAGAUUUAGAGAGUCCUUCACCUCCGUGCUUAGUGGGUGUAGCAGAUACAGUAGGAAGAAUGGUGGGAGCAGUUCCAACAACAAGACGUCCAGCAGGGGCAGUACGAGUGUGUUGGUGUACAGCAAUAAAAAUUGGGUCAGAAGUACUCGAACUGCGGUUAGGGUGUAGUCGGACUUUGCCGUUUGUUGGGCAGCUAAAAAGAUUGUGAUAAGAGAGCGAAAGCAGCAGAAAAGUGAUUGCUAUGUAACAAUAUGAGCCGGAUCACCAUUCCGGGAGGACAUUUGGGAUCAAAGGGAUCAAUCGAACGGACAAAUUCUUCGGCCACACAAAGAAUGGUUGUCAGGGUUGGUUAUGCUUUAUUGUGAAUCGAAUCAACGUGUGAUUUGAUUGUGAUAUGGGAUGUAAUAAGUGGUAACAGUUGAAUCGGUAAUGA